Messenger RNA from Trichoderma breve, 1251 nucleotides. RefSeq lists its product as uncharacterized. Bases 1 to 1251 code for a protein of 416 amino acids. The transcript is spliced from 6 exons. The record is from RefSeq and is a predicted model, not a curated record. Lineage: Eukaryota; Fungi; Ascomycota; Sordariomycetes; Hypocreales; Hypocreaceae.
AUGGUACGCCAUCUUUUGCUUGUUACCUGCGCAGCAGGCUUUAGCCUAGCUUCAAAGGUUGUAAAGCGCCAAUCUCAGACUGCUACUGUGAAUCUGAGUCACAUGCAAGGAGCACCCCAGCACUUUGCAUCUGGAUUCCUCUACGGCAUCCCGGAUACCCCAAAUCAGAUUCCCGCACAUUUCUACAGCGAAAUUGCAUUCAAUUAUGGAAGAGCUGGAGGCGCUCAACUCCCGGCCAAGGGUUAUAUGGAUGGUGUAGAUCAGUAUCGGCCUCGUUUCGCUUCAAUGUUAUCUAAUUAUAAUACUUGCCGCCAAUUUGGUGCCGAGUUCAUUAUCCUCCUUCAUGAUUUAUGGGGAGCAGAUGGCUUCCUCAACCAGGUUGUCUCUGAUAUGCGAGCCAAUAAUAUGACGACUGCCAUCAAGGUAGAUAUCUGGAAUGAAGCGGAUGGCGGUGGCUUCUGGCUCCGAGACCGAAGUCAAUUCAUGGACAUGUACGCCAGGACGCAUAAUACGCUGCGGAGUAUUCUUCCCGAGGCGCAAAUAUUCGGACCUACGUUUACGGGACAGCCAGACCCAAAUAACGUCUGGUGGACUGAUUGGUUGAGCAUGAUUGGAUCACAAAAUGUGAUUCCCGAUACAUAUUGUUGGCAUUUAAUUCGUCAAUCAGGAGGAUCUGGUGGCGACGAUAUCACUUUCUCAAGGGGCGUCUUUGAGCAGUUGCUGCAACAAUUUGGUCUUCCAGACCGUCCAAUCAACAUUGAUGAAUACGGCUCUCCAGAAGAGCAGGUUCCAGCCAGUUCCGCUUGGUUUAUGGCCCGUUUCGAGCGUAACAAUAUCCACGGUCUCAGAUCUGUUUGGACGGGUGGUCCAUCUUUGCACGACUUCAUGACCGAUCUACUGGGCAGGACGGGUGACGGCGUUUACUUUCCCGCUGAAUCGACUCCAUCCGCCGACGGCUUCUUUGAUGUAUACGCGACUGCAAGCGAUCGAGUGAGAAUCCUUGGCUCAGCCCAUACGGAAACCGGAUCUUACACUAUCAACGUGGAUGGAAUGGCCGAUUUUGGCUUUGAUACCCAUGGCACGGUCAACGUCCAAACGCGAGAGUUUCCAUUUGCCGGCCUUCGCGGAGAGGUAGAUGGGCCAAUUGAUCAUGGCGUCACCCAGAUAUCAUUUCAAAACAACCAGCUAGUCAUACCGGCUACAAUUGCAGUAAAUACCAGCGCCUACGCCUGGGAGGUUUUUCGCAUUUGA